CGGUGUGGCUUGUGCUCCGCGUUCGGACAUGGAGGACCUUUUGUCAUUUACAGAUGUGGCCAUUGAUUUCUCCACAGAGGAGUGUGAGUGUCUGGAGCCUGCUCAGUGGAAUCUGUACAGGGACGUGAUGUUGGAGAAUUACAGCAACCUUGUGUUCCUGGGUCUUGCUUUCUCUAAGCCAUACCUGGUCACAUUUUUGGAGCAGAAUUCUGAUCUGUGGAGCGUGAAGAGAAAAGCAUCAGCGGCCAUCCAUCUAGGAUCAAAAGCCCAUAAAUGUAAAGAGUGUGGGAAAGCCUUUGAUAGGAACUCAGUCCUUAUUCAACAUCAAAGAAUUCACACUGGAGAGAGACCCUACAGAUGUGAAGAAUGUGGCAAAUCUUUUAACUAUUCUUCCAGCCUUAAACAGCACCAAAGAAUUCACACUGGGGAGAAACCCUACAAAUGUGAAGAGUGCGGCAUGGCCUUUAACGUUCGCUGCAUUCUUUCUAAGCACCAGCGAACCCAUACUGGAGAGAAACCCUACAAAUGUAAAGAGUGUGGCAAAGCAUUCAGCUGUUCUUCCAACCUUCAACAACACCAGCGAAUUCACCGGGGAGAGAAACUCUACAAAUGCGAUGACUGUGGGAAGGCCUUUAGCUGCUCUUCAUACCUGCACAGGCAUCAGCGAAUUCAUACUGGCAUGAAACCCUACAAAUGCAAGGAAUGUGGCAAGGCCUUUAACUGUUCUGCAAACCUUAUUUACCACCAGAGAAUUCAUACUGGAGAGAAACCAUAUAAGUGUGGUGAGUGUGGGAAAUCUUUUACCAUUUACUCAACGUUUAUGAAUCACCAGCGGACACAUAGUGGAGAAAAACCCUAUGAAUGCAAAGACUGUGGGAAACCCUUUACUAAUUGUUAUAAUCUAGUUCAACACCAAAGAAUUCAUACUGGAGAGAAACCCUAUGCAUGUGAAGAAUGUGGCAAAUCUUUUAAUUAUUCUUCCCAUCUUAAACAACACAAAAGAAUCCAUACUGGAGAGAAACCAUAUAAAUGUGAAGUGUGUGGCAAAGCUUUUAACUGUUCUGAUUAUCUGGUUAAGCAUCAAAGAAUCCAUACUGGAGAGAAACCCUACAGAUGUGAAGUGUGUGGCAAAGCUUUUAGCUUUUCUACGUAUCUGCAUAAGCAUCAAAGAAUCCAUACUGGAGAGAAACGCUACAGAUGUGAAGAAUGUGGUAAAGCUUUUACUAAUUAUUCGGGGCUCAUUGUUCACCGAAGAGUUCAUACUGGAGAGAAACCCUACAAAUGUGAAGAAUGUGGCAAGGCCUUUAGUGUUCACACAUCGCUCUCUAAACAUCAGAGAAUUCAUACUAGAGAGCAACCUUACAAAUGUGAUGAAUGUGGAAAGACGUUUAAUGUUCAUUCAACAUUCUCUAAACAUCAGAUAAUCCAUACUAGAGAGAAACCCUACAAAUGCCAACACUGUGACAAGACCUUUAAAUAUCCUUCACCCCUUGUUCAACAUGAAAGAAUUCACACUGGAGAGAGACCCUACAAAUGUGAAGUAUGCGGCAAGGCCUUUACUUCUUCUUCAAAUCUUAAAUAUCACUGGAGACUUCAUACUGGCGAGAAGCCCUAUAAAUGUGAACAAUGUGGGAAAGCCUUUAAAAAUAGUUCCAAUGUUACGAGACACUACAAGAUUCAUACAGGAAUAAAACCUUAUACAUUUAAAGAAUGUGGCAAGACCUUUCCUUGGAACCCACUUCUUAUUCAACACCAUAAAACCCAUCCUGGAGCAAAACUUUACAAGUGUGAUGAAUGUGGCAAGUCCUUCAAUGUUCGCUCAACACUGUAUAAACACCAUAGAACUCACACUGGAGAGAAACCCUACAAGUGUAAAGAGUGUGGCAAAGCCUUUACGUGUUCUUCAAGCCUUAACCAACACCAUAGAAUUCACACUGGGGAGAAACCCUACAAGUGUGAAUGUGGCAAAGCCUUUAACAAUUCUUCAGCUCUUACUCAGCACCAAAGAAUUCAUACAGGAGAGAGACCGUACAAGUGUGAAGAGUGUGGCAAAGCCUUUAACAAUUGCUCAGCCCGCACACGACACCAAAGAAUCCAUACCGGAGAAAGGCCCUACAGGUGUGCCGAGUGCGGCAAGACCUUCAAUUUUCCCACAUCGCUUUCUCAGCACCAGAGAAUCCACACCGGAGAAAAACCCUACAAAUGUGAAGAAUGUGGCAAAGCCUUUAACUGUUCUUCACAUCUUAAACAACACCGGAUUAUUCACACUGGAAAGAAGCCCUACAAAUGUAAAGAGUGUAGCAAAGCCUUUAACUGUUCCUCCAGCCUUAACCAGCACCGUAGAAUUCACACCGGGGAGAAACGCUACAUGUGUGAGGAAUGUGGCAAAGCCUUUAAUAACUGCUCAGCUCUUACUCAGCACCAAAGAAUUCACAGUGGAGAGAAGCCCUAUAAAUGUGAGGAGUGUGGCAAAGCCUUUUAUAAUUGCUCAGCCCUUUCUCGGCACCAAAAAAUUCAUAGCGGAGAAAAACCCUAUAAGUGUACAGAUUGCGGCAAGGCUUUUAUUUUUCGCUCAUCACUUUCUCAACACCAGAGAAUUCACACUGGAGAGAAACCCUACAAAUGCAAAGAGUGUGGCAAAGCCUUCAACUGUUCAUCUCACCUUAACCAGCAUGGGAGAAUUCACAGUGGAGAGAAACCUUAUAAAUGUGAGGAGUGUGGCCAGACGUUCAUCUGUUCUUCAUACCUACAUAAGCAUCAGAAGAUUCAUGCUAUUGAGAAACUGUAUGAAUGCAAAGAGUGUGGUAAAGCCUUCAGCUGUUCGUCAUACCUUAAGUAUCAUCAGAGAUUUCAUACUGGGGGGAAAUCCUAUACAUGCAGAGAAUGUGACAAAACCUUUAGGUCGUCCUCAUACCUUAGGAAUCAUCAGAGGUUUCACACUGGAGAGAAACCCUACACGUGCAAAGAAUGUAGCAAGGCCUUUGUUAAUUCUUCAAGCCUUCUUGUACACCAAAGAAUUCACACUGGAGAGAAACCAUACAAAUGCAAAGAAUGUGGCAAGGCCUUUAGGUGUUCGUCAUAUUUUAAGUAUCAUCAGAGACUUCAUACUGGAGAGAAACCCUACACAUGCAAAGAAUGUGGGAAAGCCUUUGCUAAAUCUUCAUGUCUUAUUCUACACCAAAGAAUUCAUACUGGGGAAAAACCCUACAAAUGUGAAGAGUGUGGCCAGGCAUUUAUCUGUUCUUCGUACCUACGGAAGCACCAGAGAAUCCAUACUGGUGAGAAACCGUACACGUGUGAAGAGUGUGGCAAAGCUUUUAGCAUUUAUUCAACCUUCACUCAACACCAGAGAAUUCAUACUGGAGAAAAACCUUAUAAAUGCAAGGAAUGUGACAAAGCAUUUAAUAAUCAUUCAGCCCUAAUUAAACAUCAAAGAAUUCAUACUGGAGAGAAACCCUAUGCAUGCAAAGAAUGUAGUAAAGCUUUUAAUAAUAGCUCAAGUCUUAUUCGACAUCAACGGGUCCAUAUUGGAAUUGAAACCCUAGAAAUUCAAGGAAUUUGGCAAGGCCUUUAGUUGUUACUUAGCUAAUGCUUAGGUCAAAAAA
Messenger RNA from Arvicanthis niloticus (Nile rat), 3605 nucleotides. Lineage: Eukaryota; Metazoa; Chordata; Mammalia; Rodentia; Muridae. The record is from RefSeq and is a predicted model, not a curated record.